Messenger RNA from Xylaria bambusicola, 1709 nucleotides. RefSeq lists its product as uncharacterized. Lineage: Eukaryota; Fungi; Ascomycota; Sordariomycetes; Xylariales; Xylariaceae. The record is from RefSeq and is a predicted model, not a curated record. The transcript has a single exon. Gene Ontology annotation, cellular component: nucleus. Bases 302 to 1237 code for a protein of 311 amino acids.
GUAUAGUUAGGGUGCAAUGACCAGUGAGGCAUAUAGUAGGUUAGGUUCGAUUCCUUUCAGCGCUAUAUCUUUGAGUUAGAGUUUUCUAUACUGUUUUGUGACCAUUUGGAGAGGUAACGCUACGUCCGGGCAACAACAUUUCCCCACAACGCCGCGCGUCUACAAUAUUACAUCACUUGUUGCAGAACCAAACGUAUGAGUUGGACUGAUGCUGUCACCGCAAUUAUCAACAACCGCCAGCUAUAGUAUUGGUAGUCCAGAGAAACAACGACGAGAAAGCUAGGCUUCUGAUACGGUGUAAAUGACUUGUUACGUUAAAAGUCCACUGCGAGACGAAAUUUUGGUGAUUCGACAGCUUUUUGGCUACGCCGAUGCGCGUCAGCAUGAAGCCUCCCACCUCGGAGCCACAUUGCCGAAUUCUUCCAUGAAAGAUGUGCUUUUGAUAGGCAUCGAUGUCGACACAUAUCAAGGAUACGAGCGCCUUCCCACCAAUCCACAGCUCCACAUAGGUGUUUCUGUACUUGACACCCGAGUUCUGCAUCAGCUGGUACAUGAGGGCCUGGACUCGGUGCGUGAAACCGAUGUUGUGGAGUCAUAUCAGUUCGUCGUAGGUGACUCCAAGUACUGCAAGACAGCAUCUCGAAAGUUCAUGUUCGGAGAGUCGCAAUCGGUACCGCUAGGUGAAGUGAAGGCGCGGGUUGAAUCACUGGCUUGCCGGCUAGGUCGGGAUAGUAUCCUGGCUUUUCACGGUGAUCACAGCGAUCGAAAGGCCCUGGCGAAUCUUGACAUCCAACUACAACCUCUGUACAUCAUCGACAAUGUCAAGGCAGCCCAAUAUCCGCUGGACCUAUCCUAUCGGUUGGGACUCGAAGCAAUGCUCGACACUUUCGGUAUCCCAUAUACUAACUUGCACGCGGCUGGAAAUGAUGCCCACUACGCCCUUCGCUCCCUGUUGAUGAUUGCGGCUAUUGACGGUCAGAAAAUGAAAUCAGAGCCUACUCGUGAAGAUCUCUUCUCAACUCUUUCUGCCAUUGCUCGUAGUGCGAGGCCAAUUACUGCUGGGGAAAAAGCGAAAGCCUUUGAGGAAUCUCGUCGUCAAAUUAAGGCAGAGAAAGCGGCCCGCCACAAGACUCGACGGGCUGCAAGAACAGAAAGGAGAAGACAAGAACGUGAAGCUUGCGUUGAGAUAGAUGGUCAGUGUUCUCGUACAGAAGACGUCGAGGACGUGUAUAGAUGACCGAUAUUCCGUCACCAGCAACUUGCUGCCCCUCCCUUUCUAGCUAAUGGGCCUAGCUUACACCGUUCGAAGAGCCGUCGUUACAAACCCUCGUGCCCGCAUUGCCUGAAGGUGCUGAUCCCUACAUCGAUAGUUGACAGUACGUACAGACCACGGCAAUAGUACAGCUCUAGUACCAUUUGGUACUAUCGCGGUAUUUCAGUAAGAACCUCUGGUCCUGGGACGCUUAACGGAGACGGUUCACCACGACGGUCUUAGACUUCUGAGACCGUCUCAGAAAUUUGAACAUCUUUUGAGAGUCAUAUUUCGGAGACGGUCACCGCCUAAAAGUCGUCACGGACCAUUGAAAUCGUCUCAAAAUUCUAAAAAACGGUCUCCGAAUUCCCAGACGGUCAUAUACAGACCUAGCCAUACAGCCAAUCCAAUCAUCGCCACCUUCAAGGAUAAUCGCUGCAAGGAUCGAUCCAAUCCA